UCGGGGUUUAGGCACAGCACAUGCUUGGGCAAAGGAUUCUGCGCUCCAACUGAUACCUUGUCUCAUGUCGUGACGGCGGCUCUCUGAACAUUGGCAAUUAUCAGCUUCUCAUAUGUGAUGAGACAAUGGUAUACUCAGGCUAUACCAAGAUCUCUGGGUCAACCGAUUCAAGGGACUCCGAUUCGCUGGCGCCACAGGAGCCUUUGCCCUUGCGUCAGAGACACCAUUCUGCUCCGAGCCUCUUUCGAAGAAGGCGCAAAUCGAGUUCGUCUGCAGUCGAUGCCGCUGACAACUGCAAAGGGAGCCUUGGCUUGGUCACCCUGUAUGAGCCAUCAGAAGCUCGCGUCGACUUCGUAUUUGUCCAUGGGCUCCAUGGCGGCUCGAGGAAAACGUGGAGCCUUCAUCCGGAAGACCCGGCGACCUUCUGGCCGGAGCAAUGGCUCCCAGCCGAGCUAGGUUUCAAGAAUGUCCGGAUUCACAGUUUCGGUUACGAUUCCGACUGGUCCAAAACCUCCCAUAGUACACUGAGAAUCAGGGACUUUGCACAAGCAUUGGUGGCUAGUAUAUACAACUCUUCUAUAUUGAAGAGAACCAAAGACGUGCCACUGGUUUUAGUUGCCCACAGCAUGGGUGGCCUCGUUGUCAAGCAGGCAUACAUACUUGCCAGAAACGAUCCUGUUUAUCAUGAUGUCGCAUCUCGGAUACAUAGUCUUUACUUCUUGGCCACACCCCAUCGAGGGUCCAACUCCGCCGCGUACCUCAAAGCAUUUCUUUCUGUUUCGCUCCCCACCGGACCCAAGGCAUAUGCCAAGGAACUACUCCCUGACUCCCAAACUGUCGCAGACAUCAAUGAAGACUUCAGACACGUGUGCGGAGAUGUCCAACUAUGGUCAUUCUUCGAAGGCUCCCCUACCGCAGGCUUCAUGAUUGUUGAGAAAGCCUCUGCCGUGAUGAACCUUCCUGGGGAGCACACACAAUACUUGUCUGCAGACCAUCGUCACGUUUGUAAAUUUCGUGACAUGAACGAUCCAAACUAUAUUACUCUAAGAGACUGUUUCAAGACAACAAUUGAAGAGAUCAAUGCUCAGUACACCACGCGUCAAGCCCAACUAAUGAAGACCAUUGCGGACUUUCUCGAUGUCAGCCAUCAGCCAAGUAGAGACCUUCUCUCUGUGUCAGAAAAGCUGCAUCAUGGGACGUGCGAAUGGAUCACUCAGCAUAAGGACUUCCACCGGUGGCUCGACGUUGCCGAUUGUUCGUCUUGGGGCACCUCAGAGCAUAGACCGUACGCCACACAACCCCGGAUACUUUGGUUGUCCGGACCUCCAGGAUCUGGGAAGUCAGUGACCACAUCGCAUGUUAUCAGAUACUUGAACUCGUUCAACAUGGACUGUUGCUAUUUCUUCUUCAAAAACGACACCAAAUUGGGAAUCGCGGCUCUACUACUCAACCUUGCAUAUCAAAUGGCCAGUUUCAGUUUCGAAAUACGCCAGGUCUUUCUGUCAAUGAUUAGCAGUGGUGAGACGGUCAAUACCCAAGAUCACACACUCAUAUGGAACAAUCUCUUCCAAGGCAGACUAUUUCAAGUAGAAUUCGCGCAGCCAUGCUACUGGGUGAUUGAUGGGCUCGACGAGUGCCCCAAGAAGUCUUUAAUCUCUUUGAUACAGGUUCUUUCCAGGUUGGAGGCCCGAGUCCCCGUACGUAUUUUCAUCACCAGUCGGCCAGACUCCCCGGAUGCUCCCGUGGGGCAACUUCUCAAUGCGGAAAAUGUGGAAAGGGUUGAGUUUCGCACAGGACAAGAAGACUCCCUCCGUGACAUCGCGGCAUAUGUCAGAUCGCAACCCCGACUCUCCAGGAUACUCGACAAUGAGGAGAAUGACCAUAUCGUGUCUGAUAUUCUUGCAAAGUCUCAAGGGAACUUUCUUUGGGCAUCUCUGAUUAUCGGGCGUCUGGAUGAGCUUUACAGUUCCGAGGACAUCAAAGCCGCUCUUCGCCAGGUCCCUUCAGAGAUGAACGGAUUCUACGAUAGAAUUCUGGACAGUAUCUCGACUGCUUCAAAUUCUGAGAAAGCGAAAUGCAUUUUAAAAUGGGUAGUGUGCGCUCCAGAGCCUAUGUCCGCAGAGGAGUUAACAGAAGCUGUGCAUCUCGACAUCGGUCACACGCUUCUCACAGCCACAACUGGAGACAUCUUCUCUGAGAUAUGCGGCAGUCUUGUUACUGUCGACAGUGCAAAUCGAGUUCAGCUUAUGCACCAGACUGUGAGAGAGUACCUUAUCUCCUCGGAAUCGAACUUUUACGUCAACUAUCGUCUGGCUCACGAGCAGCUUGGCAACAUAUGUCUCUCAUUGAUGAAUGGGCGCAAUGGCCUUCGCCGGACAUCGCGAAGAACCAAAUCGGCACCCGGGAAGUCAGGUCAUUCCUUGCUUUUGAACUACUCCUGUCUACAUUUCUCAUAUCACCUGCUACAUUCGCACUCGACCUCGGCAACCACUUUCGCCUCUUUGGCAGAGUUCAUUGACGCUAAAACGCUCAUCUGGAUCGAACAUAUCGCCAGAAGUCAAAAGCUCAAGCCUUUCCUGAAGACAAUUGGGAACGUCAAGCCGUAUCUGGCCCGUCAACUUGAAAGAAGUCCCCCAUUCAGCAAGAGUUACCAGAAGGUCGAGUCUUGGAUCAAUGAUUUGACACACAUUGUCAGCAUCUUCGGCCAGACACUUUUGGACUCUCCCGAGUCCAUCUAUGCCUUCAUCCCACCAUUGUGCCCGUCAUCAACACUAGUCAAUCGGAACUUUGCGCAGAAUUGUUCACAGAAGAUUAUUACCGACUCGCACAAGGACUGGGAAGAACGCUUGGCCUCUAUGAAUUUUCAGUCUUACUCAAAGAGCAUUGCAGUCACCGACAACCACAUUGCUACUGGUCAUUCCGAUGGAAUGGUUCGGAUUUUCAGUGCUUCGACAUUCGAGGAAGUCGCACUCCUAAAACACGGGUCUCCAGUACGUCAGCUCGCCUUUGGCAAUGUUUCCAAUGUGCUCGCUUCUUGCAGCCCGAAAGCGGUCUCGCUAUGGAGUACAAAGCAGGAUCUCGUUUGGAAAGUCGCAGUGCCCGGCAUCGCUUCAUCGGUUUGCUUUAACGCAGAUGACACAAAACUCUUGGUCACUAUUAAAAAUGACGUGAAGCAAGCCAUGCUCGCUUUUGCUUCUGCCGAUGGCACUCAGCUUGACCCCAUCACCAUUCCUGGGGACAGCUCCAGUUCAGACUCUGAGUCCGAGCAGUUGAGCCAGACCACAAAGAAAUUCUGCCCAGAGGUGGCUUGUGUCUCCUUUGCUCUUGGUAUAACCGCAGUGACCUGGAGAAGUUCACAUUUGACGAUCUUUCUCAUGGAUUCUGAAGGCAACCUCGACAGGUUUUGCAGGCUUGAGAAAGAAGGCUAUGAAGACGCAGCACGACCUCCUCAGAUAAACUGUGUCGAACUCAAUCCUGCGCUUGAGUCUGAUCUGGUGGCUGUUGCGUACCAAGAUGGCGAGAUCGCUGUAUUCGAAAUGGACGAGUGGAACCCGAAGCAGACAAACUCUUACAACAUUCAUACAAGGACCAUGGCGAGCUCACCAGAUGGCAGAACCCUUGCUGCUGGCGACAACGAUGGAGGAAUAUAUCUCUUCGUGUUUGAGACUCUUCACCUAUUGCAUAGGAUCGAAUCAUUGGACGAGACUGUCUCGAGGAUUGUGUUUUCAUCAAGUAGUCUCCGGCUAUAUGAUAUCCGAGGACGCUCUUGCAAUGUUUGGGAGCCCCCGGUCCUCGUCCGGAAAAGCUCGAUGGAUGACAAUUCCAGCGAUCCAGAAGAGCAGAACAUGCCAGUGGUUGAAGGCCCUCGUGAUCAUUUCUCUCGCUCAUUAUUUAACACAAAGACCAUCACCGUCGUUGCACCAGCUCAUGAUGGCAAAUACUUCUUUUGUGGUAGAGAGGAUGGGUCGACCACAGUUCAUGAAAGCCGCAAUGGUGAUGUGGUUCUUGAGCUGAAGCUCCACUCAGUCCAGAUUCGGCUCUUGCACUUUGAAACUCAGUCAGGCAUGCUUCUAAGUGUCGACAUAUCACGGCGAUGCAUCCUCACGCGCCUAGAAAAGCCAUCUAUGAGCAACCCAAGAUGGUCGCAAGGAGUUCAAGUCUUGGACCACAGAGCGCCGGCCUUAGUCAUUCAGGCAAUCAUAAAACCAGGUGGUUCGGCGUUCGUGCUCUCUAACCAAACUGGAGAGGAAGUUUGGAAUGGAGCUGAGAUUUCGCAGAGCAAAUUCUCUACUGAAAACUCUCGGUGGAUGUGUCAUCCCACCGACGCCAAUCUACUGCUUCUUGUCGAUGGCAACGAAGUGCGCAUAUACCAAUGGGAGAAAAUGCAAGAAGUCACCAAUGGCCGCGUUCUAGCAAUGGAAUGCCCGGAGAACUUCGAUUGGCAAACGGCUGGUAAUGACUGGGUGUCUCAUUCAGGAUUCAGUAUGCUUUGUCAAGCUUUGGCACUUCAAAAGAGUACGGGAACAGCUUUCCUGAUGAUGGACCUAUAUCAAGCAAACACCCAGUCUUCUACGGUUGCUGUGUCUUGUACUCUCAGGAACAUGACUGCUAGUGUGAAGUCAAUACUUGCGGUAACCAAGUCCACCGUCAUAUUCUUGGAUCGCGGGGGGUGGAUUUGCUCGUUGAGCAUCAAGGACAUCUCAGGGGCCAAGCAUUACACUCGUCAUUUCUUCUUGCCGACGUUUUGGCGCACAAGAGGAGAAUUUCUGAUGGAGGUAGUGGGGAAGAACACCAUUGUGAUCGCACACAAGGAUGAUGCUGUGAUCGUUCAUGGAUUCCUGGAUUUCACUCAUAAGAUGGACUUCCUGGCCUUCCCUGACGAUGAUGACGAACCCCUUGUUCUGAGGCGGCGGGUAACGAAUCUGUAACCUCUUCAAAGGGUAGACUUUCAA
Diaporthe batatas is the source of this 4952-nucleotide messenger RNA. RefSeq lists its product as uncharacterized. Bases 126 to 4928 code for a protein of 1600 amino acids. The transcript is spliced from 7 exons. The record is from RefSeq and is a predicted model, not a curated record. Gene Ontology annotation, molecular function: protein binding. Lineage: Eukaryota; Fungi; Ascomycota; Sordariomycetes; Diaporthales; Diaporthaceae.